Molecule: messenger RNA, 1384 nt
Organism: Miniopterus natalensis
Lineage: Eukaryota; Metazoa; Chordata; Mammalia; Chiroptera; Miniopteridae
Gene: ICA1L
Product: islet cell autoantigen 1 like
Biological process (GO): regulation of transport
Cellular component (GO): Golgi apparatus
Molecular function (GO): protein domain specific binding
Source: RefSeq, a predicted model, not a curated record
AGUGACUACAUGGAUUCCUUUGGGCAACCUAGAACAGAAGAUGACCAGUCAGUAGUCAGCAGAAUGCAAAAGAAAUACUGGAAAACGAAGCAGGUGUUUCUCAAGGCCACGGGCAAAAGGGAGGAUGAGCACGUGGUGGCGUCUGACGCAGACCUGGAUGCGAAGCUUGAGGUUUUUCACACUAUUCAAGAGACAUGCACUGAACUUCUGAAGAUAGUUGAGAAAUACCAGCUAAGACUCAAUGUUAUAUCAGAGGAAGAAAAUGAACUAGGGCUCUUUUUAAAGUUUCAAGCAGAACGAGAUACAACGCAAGCUGGCAGAAUGAUGGAGGCCACUGGCAAGGCCCUCUGCUCCUCAGCCAAGCAAAGAUUGGCCCUGUGUACGCCCCUGUCUCGUCUUAAACAAGAAGUAACAACCUUCAGUCAAAGGGCAGUGUCUGAUACCUUGAUGACAGUUAAUCGGAUGGAGCAGGCACGCACCGAGUACAGAGGAGCUCUGCUGUGGAUGAAAGAUGUAUCCCAAGAACUGGACCCAGACACCUUAAAACAAAUGGAAAAGUUCAGAAAAGUGCAGAUCGAAGUGAGAAAUAGCAAAGCUUCCUUCGACAAGUUAAAGAUGGAUGUCUGUCAGAAAGUGGACUUACUUGGAGCGAGUCGCUGCAAUAUGUUAUCACAUUCGCUCACGACCUACCAGAGAACACUGCUUGCAUUCUGGGAGAAAACAGCUCAAAUGAUGUCCCAAAUCCAUGGGGCCUACGUUGGCUUACACCCAUAUGAUUUUGUAGCUCUCAAGCAAGCACAAGACACUUCAAGCAAGUUUACCAAAGGCCACGGAAAGGAACACACGGAAACCAGUCCACUCACCGAAAACCUCCAUCAGUUAGUUUUGUCAAAUGAGGAAGUGAGCUCAGGAAGUGAAUCAGUUGCAAAAGAUUUACCUGUAGAUUCACUGGAAGAUGAUUUUGAGAAGGAAUUCUCAUUUCUGAACAACCUCCUAAGUCCUGGCUCUUCAAGUACUAGUGAAUUUACUCAAGAAUGUCAGACUGCCUUUGGGAGCCUCAUGUUCCAGGAGCUGUCUGUGGGGUCUGAGCCUCUUGCUCAUUCCAGAAGUUUCCUUCCUUCACAUCUCUUUGACCUUGGCCUUCAUGCUGCUGGAGCUUUCAACGGCUGGGCUUCCAAAGGGGGACUAGAACUUCCUCUUUCGAACACUGAUAGCCAGCCAGUGCCUUCACACAGUCCAAAGAAAUCAACAAAAUCUCCCAACCAUGGUAACCAAGGCAUGUCAGCCUGGUUCAAUCUAUUUGCAGACAUGGAUCCACUUUCAAACCCAGAUGCUAUUGGACACUCGGAUGAUGAACUUCUUAAUGCUUGACCGAAGUUACGAU